Cryptotermes secundus is the source of this 3755-nucleotide messenger RNA. RefSeq names its product hexosaminidase D. The transcript has 8 exons. The record is from RefSeq and is a predicted model, not a curated record. Gene Ontology annotation, molecular function: hexosaminidase activity. Lineage: Eukaryota; Metazoa; Arthropoda; Insecta; Blattodea; Kalotermitidae. Gene Ontology annotation, biological process: carbohydrate metabolic process. Bases 513 to 2726 code for a protein of 737 amino acids.
CUGGCGCAGUCAUUGCUUGGUCUGUAUGUGGCACGGUGAAGAAUAGGUUAGCUGCAGCUGGUGAUAGCUUUGUGUACAUUUGUUAUUGCUACUGAUUAGUGAUAUCGCUACACGUGAAUCUCAAUCAGCUGUCACGUCGGUAUCGAAUGUGUUGUGAUUAACUGUUUUGAGUUCGUCUUUUAUUCAGAACAUUUCCUAGUGUAGUUUGAUGUCUUCAUUGUAGCUUCUCUACCUGGAUUGGUUGCCAGUGUUUGUAGGACAGUCUGAACGCCUAUUGAAGGUGUGUGCGUGCGUGCGUGCGUGCGUGUAGAGGCGGAUGGUGUCCACAGCUUUUGUGCUUUGUCUGAAACGUCUUUCCGGGCACGUCAUUCUUUGAAUAGGCAACCUUACGGAAGAAAAGUCCCUGUGUGUUCAAUGGGAUCUCCGGUGUGGUCCGGCCCAUGUUGACACCCGGUGACGUCACCGUGAGGGGGCUGUUGACCUCGCAACCUUCUCGCUGACAGAUACGCAGGAUGGGACUGGCAGCGUCUUACGCUGGACGCCUAGGACUAACGGCGUGGCGCCGGAAGUCGACUUUGCUCGGCCUAGCAGCGGGCCUGGUACUGCUCGUCCUCUGCCUGCAAUACAACACCGCAUCUCGGUCUGACUCCGCCGUCAAGCCAGAAGAUGGCAUUCAAGAACCGACUUCAGGCAAAGAUGACAAAUCACCACUCCAGAGAACUUUACGUAAUCAUCAGGAAGGUAGAAACAGUGAUACCCUAGGGAAAGUUAGUAAUGAUCUCCAGUUACCUCGUGUUCCCGACCCAGAAGGAGGUGGCAACUUGCUGGAGGACAAUGCAGAUGAUUUGAAGCGAAGUAUCGGUGGUGAGAACGUUAAGUUCGUGCAGGCAGAGGGUAAGGAGGCCGUAGUGACGUCAUCACACGAAACUGUACCAGGCAAACAUCAGUUUCCUUCGAAGGCACGUAUACCAAUGGAGCAGCCAGCGCGUGAAGACGUGGCAGCGAGGAAGGCGUCCGUGGAGCAGUUGGACGUAGACGUCCAGCGGGCCGUUGUGGAGGUGUCGACCUCAGGACCGCAGUCAGUAAUGCAGUACAAUAGCUAUGACCAGCAGGGCCUCUACCAGAUGGGAAUCCCAUACGUUAACCUCGACCCCAGGAAGCCUUACGUUCCCGAGCAGCGGCUGGUGCAUUUUGACUUAAAGGGGGCGCCACCUAAGGUGAGUUACUUGAAGCGUCUGUUUCCAUUGAUACGCGAGCUCGGCGCCACGGGCGUCCUGCUUGAAUGGGAGGACAUGUUCCCCUUCACCGGCCCCCUUUCGUCGAUCGCUGCUGGCAACGCUUAUUCCCGUCGAGAUGUGGAGGAAAUCCUAACCGCAGCCCGCGGAUCCGAGCUUGAGGUCAUACCCUUGGUGCAGACUUUUGGACACGUCGAGUUCGCGCUCAAGCAUCCGGAAUUCUCCGGGCUCCGAGAGGUUCCAGAAUCUCCACAAGCGCUUUGCCCCUCCCUGAACGCCUCAAUGGACUUUGUGGAGAAGAUGAUUGAACAGGUGAUGGAACUUCACCAGGGUGCCCGGUUCCUUCACAUUGGCUGUGAUGAGGUGUUCCAGAUGGGGGAGUGUCGCCGCUGUCGUUCCCAGAUGCGAGAAACUUUAUUCCUGUCACAUGUUGCCCGUGUCGCCAGCUUUGUGCGCAGUCGCUAUGGUGCAGUCACUCCCAUUAUCUGGGACGAUAUGCUGCGGCACCUUUCACCACAGAGUCUCGAUGAAUUCCACAUGGGAGAACUCGUGGAACCCAUGGUCUGGGUCUAUGCUGAGGAUGUGUACCGCUUUGUCCCGACUAUGGUAUGGGAGAAAUUUGCAUCCGUGUUCCCCUACGUGUGGACGGCAAGCGCCUUCAAGGGUGCCUUUGGAGAGACACUGUACAUACCGAAUGUGAAGAGACAUCUGGAGAACAAUCUUCGAUGGCUUGAAGUUAUGAGCGCUGAGGGGCCCAAAUUCAAGGGCGGCAUCAGAGGUCUCGCUAUCACCGGCUGGCAGAGAUAUGACCACUUUGCGGUGCUAUGCGAGUUGCUACCUGCUGCAGUGCCCUCAUUAGCCAUCAACCUCCUGGCCACAAGCCACGGUUACUUCAACCAAUCACUGAAGAGUAAGCUGCAUUCCAGCCUUGGGUGCUCCCGGCCAGGCAGUCCCUCCUCUAGCUCCAGUUACAGCCGGUCAGAGGCCAUUGUUAACCUGAACAGUGAUCCUUACCUCUGGGACAAAUUUGGUCGCUGUUUUUUCCCAGGCUCUCCAUUUUUCAAACUCACUUAUCGCCUUCAUGCAGCAGAAAUUGAAGUUAAGGAGUUCCUCGAAUCUGUUACAAAGUCCAAAGGUUGGAUGACUGAUUAUAAUAUUCGUAGAAAGUUUUCAAGCCCGUUAAGGGUUGAUGAACUCAUGGGAGAACAUCCUCGAGUAUAUCACACUCUUACAUCACUGGCGCGCUCAGCGAGGGACGCUUUGGAUGAUGUUUUUGAUAGUUUCACCAUCACAGAAUGGGUAGAACAACGUAUUUAUCCAGAUAUCCAAAAACUAGAACAACUGCAGCAUGACUCUUUAGCCCUUAAGUCUGUUCGAAUUUGGCCAAAGAGGCCUCUCCCACCUCUCAGAGAUCUCAAAAGACUUGGUGCACCAAUGCCAGAAGAUGAUACAUCAGAUACUAUCCCAGUAUCUCAAUUAUCAGGAAAAUAGCGCCAUUAUUUGCUUUAUAUCACUGGCUUUGUUAUAUUGCUGAUGCUGGAUAUCUAAACAAUGACACAUUCAAAAUGAAUGUUCAUGUUGUUGACACAGCCAUCAACAUGGUGGAUAUUGGCUACUGUUUAAUGGUACAAAACUUUGGAAAAACUGUUUUAGCCAUGCACAGCACUUAGCACUAUUGUCAGUCACAAAACAAUGCAACAUAACGAAGUUGUGCGGUUAAGUAUUUAUGAAGCAAAGUUUAAUCACUGUUUUAAAGCAAUAGCAAAUUAAUGUCAUAACAAUCAAAUGAAUUUUAUAUUAAUUAUUUUUAAUGAACGUGAUAAGAAAGAUAUUAUAUGAAGCAGUGAUAGAAGAUAGUUUAGAGAGUUUGUUUCUGUGAAUGUAUUAUAAAUAUUUAAAAGAGGAUUUUUAAUGACUAGGAAAUGAAACAUGAUAUAAAUGCAUAGUGUUACCUUCCUGUCAUAUUGUUAAUGUGCCUAUGAAUUCUUUAUUGACAGAGAGAACUUAAAAUCAGUGUUGUUGCAUGUUUUUAUUUUAUAACUGCACACCGGCACAAGUUGAGUGAAGAUCAGUACAGUCAGGGACCAAGAGGACAUUAUGACUGGAACUUCAGUCACGGCAAACAUUAGGACUGGCACAAGAUGUGAACUUAUAUUUUGUUGAAGACAGAAACUAGUGGUAGGCUAGAGAGAUGAUGUAACAUUGUGUGUAGAGUCAGUUUAGAGGGAUGUCUGACAGUGUGUAUGUUUGUGUGUGUGUUAAGUGUGCUCCUGAAAAUGAAUGUGUAAUGUCUGUGGCCAGAAGAGUUGUUUAAAAGAAAUGCAGUCAGUGUAAUGAAAUAUGGAUAAGAUUUUAAUGAUAUUUCUCCUUACAUUCAGUUCCUCACACUAAAUCAACACGAACUGUUAGAAACUAUAUGAUAAACAUUUUUGGCAGGUUGAGCUGUAGUAUCAUACCAGACAGAGAUAAACUCUGGCCUAACAUCCAUUUUAUGCAUAAAUUCCAGUUGAUGUUUGUUUA